AUGAUUAGCAACCAAUCUCGCAAGGAUGACGAAAAUGGUUUGCUUCACUUCAUUCCCGUUAGGAAGUCUGAAAUGGAUGUACCUUACGCAGAUCUGAUCAAUAUUGACCUGUCGAAAUGGAAUCAAGGCGCGAAUGCCCAAAAGAAGCUGGCCACCCAGCUUUACACGGCAAUGACUACUCAAGGAUUUUUCAUGCUUACUGGCACCACUAUUACAGAACAAGAGAUACAAAGACAAGUAGACAUCGGUUUUACUGUACUCGAGACAACCCCAUUGGAAGAGAAGCAAGCUCUCGAUGGACAUAUGGAUGUCACCGGUUUAUACCGCGGCUUUAAAUUGAGAAAUUACUAUGAAAUGGAGAAUGGUGUAAAGGAUCAGAUCGAGCAAUUUAACUGGCAACGAGACAUGGAAGAUCAGCCUAUGCCUUCUACCAUCAAACCAUACGUACCAGAAGUCAAGUCUUUCUGCGAACGAGUACAUACAGAUGUCCUCUACAAGGUCUAUCGGCUGUUCGCCAUCGCACUCGAGCUUCCAAUCGAGACAUUCGUGCAGAUGCAUAAGUACGAAGAGAAAGACGAUUCUUGGUUCCGAUACAUGGCUUAUUACGAUGAGUAUAGCAAAGAAGACGAGGCCAAGGUCGGCAAAGUAUGGCUCAAAGGACACACCGAUCACGGUGCAGUGACGAUGGUAUUCUCUCAGCCUAUGUCAUCACUACAGGUGCGAGAUGAAGAGGGCAACUGGCUGUACACGCCCCACGUACCAGGGGGUAUUAUCAUUAAUUGCGGUUCAAUGAUGGAAUGGUGGACUGGUGGUCUUUUUAAAGCCGCAAUUCAUCGUGUGAUGGCCCCUCCUGACGAUCAGCGCAACCACAUUCGAUGCGGUGUCUUUUACUUCUCCAUUGCAAACAACGACGUACGGCCAGACUUGCUAUCCGAGUCACCUGUGUUGCAAAGAAUGGGCCGGAAGUCCAUUUUCAAAGAUGGGAAAAACAUCGAUGCGCGUACUUUCAGUCGAGCGAGAGUGGCCAAGGUAGGCAAAUCGCCAAUGUAUAAACAGAAAUGGGGAGCUGGAGAAGUUCUCGUGGAAAAUAUCGCUGGCGUCGAACUUCCUCAUUUCGGCUAG
This is a messenger RNA of Kwoniella shivajii, 1122 nucleotides long. RefSeq lists its product as uncharacterized. The transcript has 9 exons. Lineage: Eukaryota; Fungi; Basidiomycota; Tremellomycetes; Tremellales; Cryptococcaceae. The record is from RefSeq and is a predicted model, not a curated record. Bases 1 to 1122 code for a protein of 373 amino acids.